Molecule: messenger RNA, 2722 nt
Organism: Aquila chrysaetos chrysaetos
Lineage: Eukaryota; Metazoa; Chordata; Aves; Accipitriformes; Accipitridae
Exons: 5
Coding region: 380-1315 (311 amino acids)
Cellular component (GO): plasma membrane
Source: RefSeq, a predicted model, not a curated record
AGGAGGAGGGUGCCCGACGUGCGGCUCCAGCACCCGGAGAGAUGGUGACAGCCAGUCCCUGCAGGAGGGAGCUGUAAAAGAUGGAUCCCAAGCGCUUGCUGCUUCUCCCUGCCUUUCCCACGCCUGGUUUCUCCGCAGGGCUUCGGAGCCGCUCAGCCGAGCGGCCAGAGCAGGGCUGGCAGCGCUAGGAGCGGGGACGUGGGGUUUGUGGCACGGAGAGGCAAGGAGGAGAGGCAAGCGCCGGGGGGAGAGCGGCUGCUAGCUUUGCUGCUCAAGGCUUAACGCCCUAAGAGCCCAGCUGACUCCUGCUCAGAAGCAAAGGGAAACCGCAGGCGCUCGGGACGGCCAGGCACCCGACGAUGCCGCGUUUCCCCAGACCAUGACGGGACGAAGGUUCGGGAAAUGCAUCGCCCUUUGCCUGCUGCCCUGGAGCUGCCUGAGUUUUGCCUGGAGCGAUGCCGCCGGGCCGGGGACCGCCUCGCCUGGGGCAGGACACGUCAGAAAGGGGCUGCCCAGAGACGUUGCCAACGGGACCGACGUACGCAGCAACAUCUCAGCGCCGUGCACGGCUCUCCCCCCGCCGCGCCACGGAUACUACUACGUGGAGAGAGGCUCGGGCGUCUCCGUGGGCUCGGUCCUGGUGUACUGGUGCCAGGACGGGUACCAGCUGGUGGGCAGCCAGCGGCUCUCCUGCCUGCGCCGGGAGAGCGCUUCGUCCUGGAGCCACCCCCCGCCCCACUGCCAGGCCGCCCCCCAGCCCUCGGCCGCCGGCUCCCGCGCUGCGGUGGCCGCCUCGCUGCUCAGCGGAGCCGUUAUCCUGGCCCUGUCCGUCUCCUUCGCCGUCUGUGCUGGCGUCUGCUGCUGGCGGGAUAAGGCGAGGAGGAGCCGUGGCGGGCAGCAGCACAGGAGGAAAGUCAGAGGAGGAUGGAAGCGUGACCCCUCCACCCCCGAGAGGGGCAGGAAUGCUUUCGGGAGACUGAAACACUACCACCGGCGCGACUACCACCUCUCGGCCCUCUCCAGCUCCGUGUUCCCGGGGGCGUUCGCGGGCUGCAAUAACCUGGCUUUCCAAAGGAGCCCCGAAAACCUGCCGGAGGUGCCCCCGCAGAGCUGGCACCCCGAAGCCGGGGUCUUGCCCCCGCCGGCGUCACAGCCCGGCGCAGCGCCCAUCGCUGCCCUGCCCGGCCACCCGUCCCGCCGCGUCCUGCUGACUGCCGUGCCCUGCCGCGCCGACCUCCCCAGGGACCUGCUCCCCCUCUGCUACAGAAGCUACGAGAAACAUAAGCUCUUCGACAAGUUCGGGAGGCUGGUCUGAAAAUUUAAACAUUCCACUUCCCCCCCCCCCCUUUUUUUUUCUUUGAACACCAUCAAUUCCUUGAAACGCUGCAGAGCUCAGGAAAGAAUCUCACAAGAGCCAAUUACUGCACCUGGGUUUUCAAAUGGAGAAAAUUUGACACUUCACAUUGAAAGGCUUUUUUGAUAGAAACCUUUUAUUUCUCUCCCCUGUCCAGAAGUGCACAUUUCAAACAAGAGUUCCUGCGUUACAAGCUUCUUAAUUGAUCAUUUUGGUGAGAUGCAUAAAGCCAAGUCUGAGCAGCUCCAGCUUAACCUACAAGCUGAGCAUGUGCAGACUUCCAGGUUUUAAACACAAGAGGCUGAUUUUCUGUUUAGGGCUCUUCUAAAGGCUGAAAGUGAAGACAGCCAGUUACCAGGAACAAGGAAUCUAUGUCAUUAGAUAAUUGGAAGCAUUUACAAUUCAUUGCACUUGAAUGUAGGCUGAGAUUUAAAGGGGGGGUUUUGUUGUUGUUCAGAACUCACCAUAUCUUCCCAUUUCUACACAGACAAUCUUAGACUUGCGAGAUGCAGUGACAAGUGUGCAAAGACAGCCAGUCACGAGGAAAACAUGAAUUUAUCUUUAAUACAAAGGACCUACCACAUUCGGGGAAAAAAAUCCCAACGACAAAGUAAAAAAAAAAAAAAAAAACCCCAAAAAAAACCACCAAAAAAACCCCCACACUUGGGGUUUUUCAUCCCCUCUCUCCUGCAUUAGACAUUCUCAUCAGGACCUACAGCAGCACCCGAAGAGCUAGCCUAAGUGCCAUCAUUUGCAUUCAGAAAGCAAAGACACCCAUAUUUCUGUCCAGGAUUUCCUGGGUGGAAAUAGAGGGGCAUGUUCCAGGCAGCACAUGCAGAGCCUGGCCAAGCAGCGUCGGGACACCUCGGCCCCCGUUCGCACCGCAGGACAGACGUAUUCCUGCAUAGCACGCCCGACGCAGUUUGGGCAGAUGGGGCUCGUUGAGUAACGUGGCAUCACGUGUGCGCAGAGAUGCUGCUCUUAAUUUGGGAGGCGUUACGGUGUUAGUCAGAAGAGGUGCUGGCAGCCCCAAAAGCUGCCGCAUGCGUGGGGCAGGGAAUAAGAACGAGCACCCAGGACGUGAACCCCCAGCAUCACCUGCCAUCCAGUGCUCAAGGAUGCAAACUGCAAUACUCAAACAAUCCUGCUGCAAAGGCUAGGAGUUUUAGUCUGCUGACUUCAUUUCUAUCAACAUUUGCAUCCCAUUUCAAGGAAAGAAGCCUUAAAAGAUGCAAGGUAGCACAUUUUUGUGCUAAGGCAAUUCCUACUAGUGGAAAUCUGGGAACCACUGCUGCUUCUCCCUGGAAAGAGGGCUAGGUACGCUGUUUUUUCUAUUUCUAAUAAUAAUAAUAAAGGAAACUCUCCUCA